UAUGUUCACUCCACCUCUUCCGCUCUCGGUUAUUAGCAAAACAGCUCGGCAUGCAACUUAGCAUAAACAGCUCAGUUUUCUCACUAGUCUGACAAACUAAAUCCACUUCGACCAGUAAGAAAACACUUGGUGUAAUGUUUUUUCAACGUGGAUGAGAAAAAAUAAAAUGCGCUGGCAUCCUAACGUUAGCUGAGCAUGCUAUGCAACUAGCUAUCGUUGUGUAUCGUUAGCUGUGAUGGCAGCACCAACACCUCCACAGAUUUCUGCUCCUGUGUUAAGUCUAAAGCAACGCAGGGCUGCCCUGAGGAAGGAGAGAAGGAAACGUAAACGCCAGGCUCUUGCCCAAGCCAGAGAAUGUGAUUUGAAAAAUGGAGCAAGCCAUACUCUUGAAGAAGAGGAAAUAAAUGAUGAAGAUGACGAGAGUAAUGAUAUUGCUGAAGUCGAAAGACUGCGGUUACAUGAAGAGUGGUUGGAAAAAGAGAGGCUUGCCCAGGAGGAAUUCAGGCUGAGAUGUGAGAGGGAGGAGGCUGCACGUAAAAGAAAAGAGGAAGAGGAGCUGAUGAUAAAGGAGGAAUGGGAGGCCCAGCAGAGAAGAGAACAAGAAGAAAACGAGCAGAAGCAGCAGGAGAAACGAGGCAGAGAGGAGGCUGUUCAGAAAAUGUUGGAUGAAGCUGAAAAUCAGCUUGAAAAUGGAGGAGCAUGGAUGAAUCCUGAAGCUCCUGUGACGGAGAACUCUGAGAACUUUGGGACAGAGCGCGAUGUAGCCAACUGUCCGUUCUUCCUGAAGACCGGGGCAUGUCGAUUUGGAGACAGAUGUUCUCGUAAGCACGCUUACCCCACAGCCAGCCCGACUCUGAUGAUCCGUGGCAUGUUUACAACAUUUGGCAUGGAGGAGACACGACGAGAUGAUUAUGACGUCGACGCUUGGUUGGAACACAGCGAGGAGGAGCUGCAGGAGUCUUUCCUGGAGUUCUACCAUGAUGUCCUGCCAGAGCUCAAGAGAGUCGGCAAGGUGGUGCAGUUCAAGGUCAGCUGCAAUUAUGAACCACACCUGAGAGGAAAUGUUUACAUUCAGUUUGACACAGAGGAGCAGUGUAAGGAGGCCUUUAUCAAGUUCAAUGGGAGGUGGUACGCAGGCCGACAGCUUCAUUGUGAGAUGUGUCCUGUUACACGGUGGAGGAAUGCUAUAUGUGGAUUAUUUGACAGACAAAAGUGCCCCAAAGGAAAGCACUGCAACUUCCUGCAUGUAUUUCGAAACCCUGGCAAUGAAUUCUGGGAGGCCGACAGGGACCUGCACAUGUCACCAGACCGUAGUGUCAGAGGGAGUCGCAGAGACGGAUGGAGUUCAGAGCGAUAUGGAGACAGAUCGCGGAGACAGCGUCUCUGCAGCCGAAGCCCGCCGAGAUCUGAGAGAUCCCACAGCAGACGAGAGGGCGACCGGCGGAGGAGCAGGAGCCGGAGUCGAGAGAGGAGAGCCUCCUACCACCAGCAUAAAGAGGACAAGUGGUCAUCCAGAUCCAGACACAGUGAAAGGAGGACCUAUUGGUAUCCGAGCAGAAGUAGAGACAGAUCGAGGAGUAGAAGUAGAGACAGAGAGCCAGACAGGCUGAGAAACCGGAGUAGAGAUAAAGACAGGUGUAGGAGUGGAAGUGAAGACAGAAACGGUAGAAGCAAAGAUAUAGACUCUGACAGAAAAGCAAGAAAAAGGUCAAGAAGCUCAAGCAGAGAGGAGGAAACAAGCAAGCACAGCAGAGAAAGGAGCCCCAAGGAACCAGAUAAAAAUGAGAAAACCUCAAAUGAUGACACCAGCACACGCCGCCACCAUAAACAGUCCAAAAAAAGCAAGAAAAAGAGUAAGAAGAAGCAUAAGAAGAAGAAGAGCCAUUUGCCUGAGGAGGUGACCUCCUCCGGAGAGUCAGACAACGACAAAGAGUCAAAGGAAGAGACAGUGGAGAAUCCCAGUCAGGAUAUAAAUGAAACGGAGCUAAUCCAGAAAAGUAAUGAUCUGGAUGAGAGUCAGUGUGUUGUCAGUGAGAAGGCUUUUAGUCCUGAGGUGAAAAUUGAACAGUCUAACACAGAAGUAGAAAUAGAAAGUGAGCCGACUACACAAGGUGACACGAGUACAUGUUAACAGCUCCUGCAUUUGAAAAUCCAUACAUUUGGCCUCAGUGGUGUGAAUGAAUAGGAAGGAAUAAAUGAAAAUUUUCAGCCAUGAUAACAGCAAGUCACCACUCAAUACAUUUGUGAAUAUUUUGCUUUUGGAAAAAAUGGUUAAUGUUG
Scatophagus argus is the source of this 2280-nucleotide messenger RNA. It is a transcript of the gene zrsr2, whose product is annotated as zinc finger (CCCH type), RNA-binding motif and serine/arginine rich 2. Gene Ontology annotation, biological process: mRNA splicing, via spliceosome. Gene Ontology annotation, molecular function: metal ion binding; pre-mRNA 3'-splice site binding. The transcript has 11 exons. Lineage: Eukaryota; Metazoa; Chordata; Actinopteri; Scatophagidae. The coding region runs from base 236 to 2131 and encodes 631 amino acids. Gene Ontology annotation, cellular component: U2AF complex; spliceosomal complex. The record is from RefSeq and is a predicted model, not a curated record.